GACGCGGAAGUUAAUCUCCUCUCCUUUCCUUUCGCGUAGGCUAAGCCGGCGUAGUCACACCGGUCAUUAAUUUAAGCCCACUAUAUCCAGGUACGACGUUGAGCUACCGAUCCGUGCCACGCGUGUAGAAUAUCUGCCUGCCGAUCGUGCUCCGAUUUCGGUUCCUGAACCGGGAGACGACGCGUCCUGACGUUGCUGGCGGUCGGGACUGAUAGUCUAGGACCAGGCUUGCUUUGUCUAUAUCGCGCGCGCCGAGACGGUGUGACGGUGUACAGGGAACGCGCUUGAGAAAUCACGAUGGCGGCAGCGGUGGAUUUUCAGAGUCAGGACGGUAUGCAGGAUCAAUCGGGGCACCAGCAGAACGAUUCUCAUCAGCAGAAUCAGGAUUCGGGUAUGCACCACCAGCAGCAACACUCGUCCUCGCAGUCGGCCUCGCAGCAACAGGCUACCGCCGGCAUCCCCGGUAAGGACGACGAGCGUAAGCUCUUUAUCGGCGGACUGUCCCGCAACACGACCGAUAAGGAGCUGCGGGAUCACUUCGGCAAGUUCGGCGAGAUCGAGAGCAUCUCGGUGAAGGUCGAUCCCCACACCGGUAUCUCGCGCGGUUUCGCGUUCAUGGUGUUCACCAAUCCGAAGACCAUCGACAAGCUACUCGCAUCUGGCGAGCACUACAUCAAUAAGCGCAAGGUGGAUCCGAAACGGGUUAGCAAAAAGCCUCAGCACGGUAAAAUCUUCGUGGGUGGUCUCACUCCUGAGAUCUCCGACGACGACAUUAAGAACUACUUCAGUCAAUAUGGUACCAUAGUCGAGCUGCAGGCGCCUUUCGAUAAAGUUAAGAAUCAACGUAAAGGCUUUUGCUUUAUCACGUUCGAUUCGAAAGAGGUCGUAUACAAGUUGUUGAAGACGCCUAAGCAGACGAUCAAUGGUAAGGAAGUAGACGUCAAGAAGGUGAAGGUUAACCCAGAUCCAAGAGGCCAGGGCUUCUGGGCGCCCGGAUAUGGCGGAUAUGGAUAUGGCGGUGGUGGAUACGGCUACAUCCCCGAGUACAACGGUUAUCAUAGCUACGAUGACAUGUACGCGAACUACGAUUACGCUGGUUACGAUGGAUACGACAAUAUGGGAUAUGGUCCCAAACCGCGAGGUAACGGUCCGGGACCGCGUCAAUUUCAGAGACAUCAACCAUAUUGAGAGAGAGUGAGAGGGAGAGAAAGGGAGAGAGAGAAAGAAAGAGAAUGUGCGUAUGUGUGUGAGAAAGAGAGAGAGAAAGAAAAGUAUAUGGCUGAGAGAGGUAAAUCUCUUGGUUGUAUUGAAACGUUUGAUGAUUACGAGUAGAACCUUUUAUUAUAGGUGGGACAAUAUUUCGUCUACCAAACCGAGACUGAAUCCGGGAUUUCGGGGGGGAAAAAAAAAUUAAAAAAAAGAAGGAAACAGGAAAAAAAACCAGAAAAGCUUAGCGAGUUGUAAACAGCUCAUUGAGCACAGAAAAUACCUCGGAUUCCCCGAAUUUAGUUACGAAGGAAGCUUGCGCAAGUAAUGGCAUAACGACGGAUAUUAACAGUAACAGUUAAGAGUAACAAUAUUAAUAUCUUCGUUUAACAGACGUUGAGUAAAUAAGUCAAUCGUUCUCCAAAAACCAGUGCUUCGUAAUUGAGGACCGAAACGGCCGACCGCACGUUAUAUUUUUUUCUCUCCGUAGUGUCUCCAAUUUUUAACUCCGAUUAACUUAAUUGGCAAUUAAUUCAACGAACUUGCUAAGCAAGAUUCCUGAAAGUCUCAUCCAGAUCAAGAAAACGAGUAAACAGCUCGUUAAGGCGUUUAUGACCCCGUGUGUACUCUAUGUAAAGAUACGCGAAGUAAUUGCAUGUAAGUUGCGAUGUAAUUAUAUAACAGAUGGGUUUGCUCCUUGUAUACUUCGUUAUACUUUUUGCACUGAAAGUGGAAAAAGUAUAUUUAUAAUGUAUAUGCAUGAUGUAUGAGCAUGAGAGGGAAGAAAGAGAGUGAAAGAAUUCGAAUGGUUGCAUCGAAAGGACAAGGGCAGUAAACUAGUAGACCAGAACAGAAAGAAAGGUUGAUAAAAUACCCAAAACCAUUAAUAAUUAAUCACCAACCAUUAAUAAUUAAUGUCCAAAAUCGUGCUUUUUACCUUGUCGAUAACUUUUUAUCGUGCAAAAUACGCUGUCCGAUAUGAGAUAUGCAAACCUUACAAUACAAUAUAGGAUACAUAAAAUGGCAUGAAACUUUUUUUCUUCUGCACAGAACGCAGAAAUGGCAAUCACAAUAUUUUAACUCCAUUCGGUGAACCGUUGACUCUAUUUGUAUGAGUAAAGUUUGUAUAGAAAUGGAUAUACAAAACAAUUUGUGAUCAGCAAACGAACGAACUUGCUUUAUCAGCCAAUCAUCCAAUAUAGUGAAUAUCAACCAUUAUAAUACGAUUGCAUAUUAAGCGAGAAGUUUUGUCGCAAGGCCUGAAAUAUGAUUUGAGAUGCAGAAAUUUAUAUAUAAAUCACUUAUUUGUAUUAUAUUAUUAAUUUGCUAUAUUAACAUGUAUAUCCAUUGGAUUAUCCAAAAAGUUUAAGUCACAUCUUCAGAAAUAUUCGAGUCAGAAUGCCCAACACAAGAUAAAAUUUUCACAAGUUUUUUCCAACAAAUGUAAUACAAUUGAAUAAAAAUAUGUCUAUAUUUUAAAACGUAAGUAUGUUUAAAGACAGUCAAUGUAAAUGUUUACAUGUAAAAAUGUGUGACUUUUUUGAAAAAUUACAAACUUUUUGGAAAAUCCAAUACUUUAGAAUUCUACUUUAGCUAAUCAUUUAUAUGUUAAAAAUUUCAGUUUUAUCAUAUUCGAAUAUUUCAUAUAGCUUGCAGUUGUACCGCCGACUAUGCUUACAAUUUAAUGUGUGUAAUAAUUCAAAUUGUUAGAUAUUUUUUUUUAUUUUUGCAAUCGCCAUCUAAUUAUAUGAAAAAGAAGAUUCGAAAGAACUUUCCACGAAGGAAAAUACAGGCUGAUCCGAGUCUAACGUUGCGUUAUUGGUUGUAUCCCGCGUUAGCGAAUUAUAAUCAUCGGUUUAUAGUUAUAAUGCUAACGCUUCUCUUACAAUCCUACAAUAAUAUGUAUAUGACUUUAACCUUGAAAAUAUGUAUCGAGUAUUGUGAUCAGUAUCAUUUGAGUUGAUUGAAUCUCUCUCGCUCUCUCUCUCUCUCUUUCUCGAUGAAGAGUAAGGCAGAGAGGUUCAAAUUCGUCUAAGGUGUUAUUUUUCGCAAUUUCUCAUUAGUAAUAGAAUAUAAGUUAAUUAAUAUUAGAACUUUUUUUUUUUUUUACUUUCGCAUAAUCAACAGCAAAGAAAUUGUGAAUAGUUCGUAUUGUUAUGUUUACAUUCAAUUUCAUGUUAUCACUGACAAGGUACUUAUAACUCUGCGGUCUAAAUUAUUUCUCACAAAAUAAGAAAGAUCAAAUAUUUCAGCCUCCAAUUUAAUUUUACAUUUGGUGAAUAAAAAAAAUUUUUAUUAUUUGUAAAAAUUGGAGAUAUAUGCAGCUGAUGGUAAAGUGCACUUUGUAAUUUAUCUUAUAUAUAAAUUACAUAGAAUAUUGUUAUAUCGUAUAGAUAUUCGUAUCUACGAAACAUUCGCGUUAUUGCAAAUCAUAUAAUUAACAUCUCAAACCAAUCGAGUUCACAUUUUGACAAUCACGCGUGAGUUUAAGACGAAAAUUAGUCUUUUCUGGUACCUCGUCGGUGCUGCUACUCUUUAUGUUCGAAGGACGUUCUAUUAAAAUCUCGCUGGAAUAACACAUAAAUUUAAUUUAUGCGCCAGUAACUCGGAUUAGCCCACUUUUUUCUGCCAUGAAUUCUAUUAAACUCGGAGUUCAAUUCUGCUUAGGAAUCUAGCUAGUAUCCAAUCCGGCUUCUGAGAGGCUGAGAAAGAGGAUCAAGUUUAGAGGACAGAAAAAUGAAUUGUCCACGUGGGCAAUAAUUAAACGCAGUCUUCUGAGGCUGAAUAAACGUGACAUUUACAGUAUACUCACGAGUCAUGAUUGCAGAAAAAAGUAUCGUACAUUAUUUAAAAAAAAAAAUCAUGAAUUUCUGAGCGUGUUUAAAGCGCUUUUUUUUCAAGCUUUGCGAUUAAAUGCAUAAAGUCUAAGUAUCUUAAUGAUCUUCUCCGACAUGUUCAUGUUCUCUUCGCAGUCACAAGCUUUUUGAGAAUGCUCGCUUGAGAAUGGAAAAAAAAGGAGUAGUUAUUAUUCAAGGACCAAGGCCUUAGAUCAAAAUCCAUUUUUUUUUUCUUGUGCUUAACUCCUAACUUGUAACAUUGGUACAUAAUAACAUAAUGUAAUCUACCCUUAUAAGGUUAGUAACCUAAUAAUAACUUAUAGUUACUAUCUUUGAGAUUGGAAAACAAAUUAUACAUGUCGUAUGUGUGCGUGCGUGCGUGAUACAACUUGCAGCUCCCGUAUUACGCCCGCCCACACGUAUGUGUAUGUGUGUUUAUAAUAGAAUACGAAACCAGCGAAAAUAUUUAGACGAAAAAAAAAACUAAAAAAAAAUUAUAUAAUUAAAAUAUGAACGUCCUGGGUAUACACGUGAAGUGCACGCGCGCGAGCGAUCCAACUGAUACUUCCUGCUGUCGACGAAAUAGCGCAUCUAGUAGUAACGAGGAAAACGGAGAAAAACUUGCGGUAAUUAAUCAUAGUUUACACAAUAUUUAACGCAGCAUCGUGUCAUAUUAUCGAUAUCCUAAAUGUAUCAUAAAAUGUAUAUCGCCAUGAUAUUGUCCGGCAGUUUGUCUCUAAUAACGUGUAAGAUGGAUAAAACCUAUCUUGAAACAAAGUUCUAUUAUUUGCGUGUCAUCUGUGUACGGUCUGCGUGUCUCGGUCUGUACGAACGAACAAAAGAAAAAAAAAAGAAAAUAAGAUAGGAAAUAGACAUAUGUAAGGAUAAAAUCACCACCGCUGGAGGAUGAUGAUGAUGAGCUGAGUGUGUGACAAUGGCUUCCCUAAACCGAUCCAGGUGAUUAGAACGUUUAAGGCGCGAAACGACCGGGGAUGAUAAUCAAGUUUCUCUUUCACGUUUCUUUCACAUUUCUAUAUCGAGCAGCAGUUCCUGUUCACUGUGUAAAGACUGUCCUUCAUAUCGCGAUAAGACUGUUAACACAAGUGAUGAUACAGGCACUAGAAAAAUCUUGACAAUUAAUAGAACUUGCGGUUUCGACCACGAAAUUGACAGGAUUAACUGAUUAACAUAAUUGUAAAGAAUGUAGAUAAGACGUACAAUGGGACUACAUUUAGAUACAUCGAAAUUAUAUUGUAACGGGGCCCGAAGAAGCUAUAGUCAAAAAAUUAAAAAAAAAAAAAGAUUCUUUCUCAGACGUCGCAAAGGCAUCAACGGUUUGGCUUUAACUGUUCAUCGUGCUAAAUAAAGUUUAACGCGAGUGGCCGCCCACUCGAGAAGGUCUCCAAAGCCAGGCUAAUGUCUUUGAAAUUAAAUCUGUAUACUGUGUAUACCAUAUUUGCUGCGUGCGGAAAUAUAUAUUGAAAACAGACGAGAGGUAGAGUAGAGAGGGAGAGAGAAAAAUUAAAGGGAAACGAUACAGAUAUUUUGUUACUAUUAAUUACUAUUCGCCUGUUUCACCCAUGACACAGUGUAUAUUUUAAUUAUAGCAAAAAAAAAAUAAAAAUGCCCAUUAUUUCAAUUGUU
Molecule: messenger RNA, 5687 nt
Organism: Wasmannia auropunctata (little fire ant)
Lineage: Eukaryota; Metazoa; Arthropoda; Insecta; Hymenoptera; Formicidae
Product: RNA-binding protein squid-like
Exons: 2
Coding region: 298-1188 (296 amino acids)
Biological process (GO): regulation of gene expression
Cellular component (GO): nucleoplasm
Molecular function (GO): RNA binding
Source: RefSeq, a predicted model, not a curated record